Molecule: messenger RNA, 918 nt
Organism: Microdochium trichocladiopsis
Lineage: Eukaryota; Fungi; Ascomycota; Sordariomycetes; Xylariales; Microdochiaceae
Product: TLC domain-containing protein
Exons: 2
Coding region: 1-918 (305 amino acids)
Biological process (GO): lipid homeostasis
Cellular component (GO): membrane; endoplasmic reticulum
Source: RefSeq, a predicted model, not a curated record
AUGGCUUCAGCUUCGUGGCUCGGCUCAACCACCUGGGUGCAGCAAUUGGCCGACGCCACCGGCAUGCCCUUGCUGCCUGGGAGCAUCGACACCAUGCUCUGGUCCAUGGUUCUCUUUUACGCUACCUAUGCCCACCUCGCGGAGCUGGCUUCGACUCUGGUGCUCGGCAGGAAACGCUGGGACAGCUUCUCCCCAGCCACGCAGAAGGAGUGGCGGAUGCGCACCACAAAUCUGCUCAAGGGCCUCAUCAUUGGCGUCUACGCCACGUACCUCGUGGUCGCCGGUGUUGGUGGGCGUUCGGACCGGACCGAGCUAGUUGAUCGCAUGUUCCGCCGUGACGUGGCCGUGGAGAGACUUGGUGGCUUCUCUGUCGGAUUCUACGUCUGGCAUCUGGGAGUCCUCAUGCAAAACUUUGCCAAUGAGGGCGUCGGUAACGUUGCCCAUCAUAUUCUAGUCUCAACAUGCAUGAUGUCCAUUUACAGGCCGUUCCUUGCUCACCACCUGCCAUGCUUUUUGGCUUACGAGGUCACCAAUAUCCCCCACAACUUCUACCGCAUGAGCAAAAUCCUCGGUCACGCGCGAAUGGCCACAUUCCAUUCUGCGGCUUGGAUUGUACUGUUCUUCCUGUUUCGUAUCCUAUACGGCACACUCGCAUCCAUCGCCAUCUCCCAAGACUUUGUGCAACUCUGGAAACAACAGCAAGAAUUGCUCCUACCCGAGACGAAAGCAUGGACAGCUGCUCAGCUGGCUUUGGUUGAGGAUCAGACGCUGAUGAUACGACCAAUACCAUACUGGGUCAUCGUUUGGUGUCUCGCGUGCACGGUGUUUUUGGCAUCGCUCAAUUUCACGUGGUUUUACAAAAUCGCCAGAUCAACCGGUGCCAGGCUUUGCGGGAAACGCAAGGCGACAACUCCAUGA